Metopolophium dirhodum (rose-grain aphid) is the source of this 2777-nucleotide messenger RNA. RefSeq lists its product as uncharacterized. The record is from RefSeq and is a predicted model, not a curated record. Bases 114 to 2777 code for a protein of 887 amino acids. The transcript is spliced from 3 exons. NCBI's taxonomy places the organism in Eukaryota, Metazoa, Arthropoda, Insecta, Hemiptera, Aphididae.
UCUCCGUGUUUUCGCAGUCCUAACAAUUCGCUUUACGCACUCUGUUUAAUUUUUCUAAGUGUUUAAUUUUUACAAGUGUCUUAAAUACAUUUUCAUUUUAAAACAUUUUAAUCAUGUUUAAAUGCGAUCAGUGUCCGUCGGUUUUCUCCGCUAAACGUAAUUUAGUCGCCCACCAAAAGAAGCAUACAGGUGUAUCUUUUCCAUGUACUACAUGUGUUAAAUCAUUUAAUGACAAGUCGCAUCUUAACAGACAUAUGAAGAACAUUCAUGGUAUCAUAAAUGUUCCAGCCCACUUAAGACCAUUGCCCGCUGCGCCGAUCACCGCUCAACCAACACGAUCAAGCGUCAUACAGCUCGCGCCUCUUGCCGCUCCACAGGCGAAUAUCCAAAUUGCCCCGCAGAUAUUUGUACCAGAUGUCCCGGCCGGUGGUUCGAAUGUGGUAACCGAAGACGACAUGUGUAUGGAAGCCAUGGAUGAAUUCGAGGAUAGAGAUUCUUAUACAACCAUAGAUUGUAACGGAAAACGUGUAUCGUCCGCUAACACCGGGUCGGCUGCUAGAGCAAAAAAAAUUAGGUUGAAUAUGGUGCAGUCCCCCGGCUUUAUAGAAAUCUCGUCAUUAGCAAGCCGUAAAAUAGUUUGGUAUUAUGCGAAAAAUCUGUUCAACUGUCAGGUUUAUGACGAGUUUCUCCGGUCUCUCAUGCCCGAGCUUGAAAAUUUGUUAAAGACAAGUGUGCACCGCCACCCUAUUAAAUUCAAUUUAAAACUCGAGGCAACCUACAGCCGUCCGCACGUAGCAAACUCAUCAGAGAAUAGGGCGUUUAAAACUUCAGCGGUCGAAUUUUUUAUUGAUAGCAAUGUUACGAAGAUUUUAGAGAGAGCGUAUAUGAAGUUGAUGACCGAGGCGGAAGAGUAUAAAUCGCGCGGCAGUGGAUUUACUCUGGAGACAAUAGACGGGUUGUUGUUAGCAGUAUAUAAAUAUACGCCAAUGGGGGGCUCGUCAUAUAUCAAGUUGCCAGCAUAUAUCGAUAGGAAGCGGGCUACGAUAAACCCACAAAAUACGGAUCAGCAAUGUUUCAAGUGGGCAAUAUUGGUGAAACAUGUGACUGGGCCGGCGGUAUGUCGUAUCGAAGGAAAUAAGUAUGGGCAACACGAGGACAAAUAUGAUUUUGCGGAUAUAUCGUUCCCGACACCUUUAUCAGAUAUCUCUAAAUUCGAAAAAAAUAAUAAUAACGUGUCAAUAAAUGUAUACGGUCUCGAUAAAAAAUUUCAGCCUCCUAGAAAAUAUCCAACCUAUGAGGUGUAUCCACUGCGUGUGGUCGAUGAAGAAAAAAAGGACCAUUUUGACUUGCUGUCGGUGACGGACGGAGACAACUCGCACUUCACAUAUAUUUCAAAUUUUUCAAGACUAAUUCGUAAACAGAAAACUACGCAUACCGAGAGAUUAGUGUUCUGCAAAAGAUGUUUUACUAGUUUUGACGAUAGACGACAUAAAUAUAAGCUGAGCGGACAGGAGGCGCUAGAACAGCAUAAGAAGAUAUGCGGUGAACAUAAACCUAUAUUACCGGUGAUGCCAGUAGAGGGGAGUGUUUUGGAGUUUGAAGGGUGGGGUAAGACACAACGUCAUCCCAUAGUUAUUUACGCAGAUAUUGAGGCAAUUUUAAUGAAGACGGAUGAGAAGAAGGGAAAAAGCACAACAGUUAUACAGAGACAUAAACCAAUGAGCUAUGGUAUUUAUGUGAAAGCAGCGAAAAAUGUACCAAACGACUUGCUUAAAAAAUUUAAUAUACCAACAAAAGUUGUUAUUCAUCGAGGCUCAGAGACGCGAGCGGAAGUAGCGAAACAUUUUGUUGAGACGGUUGUAGCAUUAUCCAGGAAAAUUGAAGACCUUUUGAAGACCAACAACACAAUAAUAAUGAGUCAGGAACAACAAGACGAGUAUGAGAGGAGUAUAACGUGUAAUUUAUGUACAAAAGAGUAUACAAUUUUAAACGGAAAAGUGCGAGACCACUGUCACCUGUCUGGCCAAUAUCGUCAAACUAUUUGUAACAGGUGUAAUCUAACAUUACAAACACCGAAUUUUGUGCCUUGUUUCCUACACAAUUUAAGCAAUUAUGACGCACACUUCAUCGCCGUGGAGCUGGGAUAUGAUGAACGCAGUACAACAGUGAUUCCUAAUAGCGAGGAGAAAUUCGUCUCAUUUAGCAAAUAUAUUUCAAAUAAAUUUACCCUUCGAUUUAUAGACACUUUUAGAUUUAUGGCUUCAAGCUUGUCCUCUCUCUCAAAAAAUUUAAUAACAUCUGGAUUUGAUAAGUUUAGAGAAACUUCAAAACAUUUUUCUCAUAAUGAUAUGGCUCUAGCGACACGGAAGGGGGUGUACCCAUACGAGUAUACAGAUAGUUGGAGGAAAUUGGAUGAGGGUGCACUACCACCAAUAGAGUCAUUCUAUAGCACGCUGUUAGAGGAAAAUAUUAAACAAAAGGAAUAUGAACAUGCAGUCACAGUAUGGAACCAUUUCAAUUGCAAAACACUAGGAGAAUAUAGUGAUCUGUAUUUGAAAAUAGACGUAUUAUUGCUAGCGGAUGUAUUCGAAAACUUUAGAGACAUUUGCCAAACGUCGUAUAGCUUAGAUGCGGCUUUUUAUUUUACGGCUCCUGGAUUAAGCUUUGAUGCAUGCUUGAAAUUCACAUCCAUAAAACUUCAACUUUUGGCAGAUUAUGACAUGUUGUUGAUGUGUGAAAAAGGUAGGGAUAUUUUAAAACAUUUCAAUAAUUAUUAA